AGAACUGUAUUCUGUAUAGCGCAACAAUCCCCAUAAAAAUUGAUUGUUCGCCGUCCAGGCGCUGAUAAAUUGCGGUUAAAUUGUUUUAAAAUGUUGUAUCCAACGUUUUAAUGGAAAAGGACAGUUCCAGUGAUAAAAUUUCACCAUUCGCCGGUAGAUGGAAAUGGAAAGAAGGCGAUAUUGAUAAUAUCCUCUAUACUGUUAGUUGCAAUUGUAUGGGAAAGGUUUGUGUAGAUGUCGCAGGCAAAUAGAGUUUCGUCCUUGAUUGGUGUCAAUAUCUCAAACAAAAAUUGUGCGGGCUCUGUAAAAGUAAAUCCCUUUCCAGAACUCUCCAACUUUUAAGUUGCCGGACAAUUCCAUUUCCAUGGUUUUGGAAUUUUUUGUGAUCUCUGAUGGUAUUGAAGGUCCCUGUGCGACCGGAUUCGAGUUGUAAGUGAAAAGUUUUGAAAAUGACAGAGCGCCGGUUUAAAAUUUCGCGUUCUGAAGACAGUAAUUACAAAUUCAGUGAUUUCAAUGAAGAUAGAGUAAGAGAAAAAUUAUUACCGACCAACGACAAUGCCAGAAUUGUUCAAACUCCUAAUACAGGUAAAGAAUCUUUCAAAUUCAUAAGAGAUGGCGCGGACGACCAACAAUUUACCUCAGGCAAGGUGUCGGGUUACGAGACAAACUUGUAUUUAUAUUCGGAGGAAAUGGAGGACCGACCUCGGGUAUCCACCCUUAUUAGUUCGCUGGCUAACUACUCGAACACCAUCCCGCCAGCCUCGAGCGACCCGGACGCCCGGCCGUCGGGCGGCGGCGCCCGCAUGGGCACCCUCAUAGGCGUUUACCUGCCCUGCAUCCAGAACAUUUUUGGUGUCAUUUUGUUUAUCCGUCUGACUUGGGUUGUCGGCACAGCAGGAGCCAUCGAAGGAUUCCUAAUCGUACUUUGUUGUUGUUGUGUUACUAUGUUGACUGCCAUUUCGAUGUCCGCUAUCGCCACCAACGGGGUCGUGCCCGGCGGAGGGAGCUACUUCAUGAUAUCCAGAUCCAUAGGGCCUGAGUUUGGAGGAGCAGUCGGGAUGCUUUUCUAUACGGGUACUACUUUAGCGGCUGCCAUGUACAUUGUCGGAGGCGUGGAGAUCAUCCUGUUGUACAUUACAGACCAGCUAACAUUGUUUGGCGAAAUAACUGACGAUGACGUGAAAUUUAACAAUUUCAGAAUUUACGGAACAAUCCUGUUGGUUAUUAUGGGUAUGAUCGUCUAUGUGGGAGUAAAAUUCGUCAAUAAAUUUGCAACAGUAGCUCUUGCUUGCGUCCUUCUCUCCAUUUUGGCCGUUUACGUUGGAAUUUUUGUAAAUAUCAAUGGAAACACUAAUUUACCGAUGUGUCGAUUAGGAAACAGGCUAUUAAAAAUCGAUGAUAUUUCGCAGUGUACCAAAAACGUGAGCGGUCCUUUGCACAAAUUGUUCUGUACCAACGAAACAGUUAAUUACAAAUGCGAUCCGUAUUAUAAACAGCAUAAUUUAACACGUGAUAACGGUAUCAAGGGAUUGUCGUCUGGAGUAUUCUUCGAAAAUAUAUACAAUGGAUUUCUGGAACAAGGUCAAUUCAUUUCAAAGGGAAAGUUGGAAGAAGAUUUGAAAGUCUUUGGAAGCAAACAUUACAAUCAAGUGUACGCUGACAUUACGACAACUUUCACAAUAUUGAUAGGCAUUUUCUUCCCAUCGGUAACCGGUAUUAUGGCAGGAUCUAAUCGAUCAGGAGAUCUUGCUGAUGCCCAGAGAUCCAUUCCCAUCGGAACAAUUUGCGCGAUUCUAACCACAUCCACUGUUUACCUUUCGUCUGUAUUGCUAUUCGCAGGAACUGUUGAUAACCUACUCCUUAGAGACAAGUUCGGUGAAUCAAUAGGCGGUAAACUGGUCGUGGCUAAUAUGGCUUGGCCGAAUCAAUGGGUGAUACUCAUCGGUUCCGUUCUAUCGACAAUGGGAGCUGGUUUGCAAUCUUUAACUGGAGCGCCGCGUCUGCUUCAAGCUAUAGCUAAAGACGGAAUCAUUCCGUUCUUAUCCCCUUUUGCCGUAUCAUCGAGCAAGGGUGAACCAACUAGAGCUCUGCUGUUAACAUUACUCAUCUGCGAAGGCGGCAUACUGCUCGGAAACGUGGAUAUUUUGGCCCCAUUGCUAUCCAUGUUCUUUUUGAUGUGCUACGGAUUCGUUAACCUCGCCUGUGCUUUGCAAACGUUGCUGAGAACUCCCAAUUGGAGACCAAGAUUCAAAUAUUACCAUUGGUCUUUAUCAUUUAUUGGUCUCUCUUUGUGUAUCGCUAUUAUGUUCAUGACAUCCUGGUACCUCGCCCUAAUCGCCAUGGCUAUGGCAGGAAUUAUUUACAAAUACAUCGAAUACAGAGGAGCUGAGAAAGAAUGGGGUGACGGUAUCAGAGGUUUGGCUUUGUCGGCCGCCCGAUUUUCUCUCUUGCGCUUAGAAGAAGGUCCGCCGCAUACGAAGAAUUGGAGACCCCAGAUCCUUAUUUUAGUGAAAUUGACAUCGGACCUUCUGCCUAAGUACAAGAAAUUGUUCUCCUUUGCUGCCCAACUGAAAGCCGGCAAAGGUCUCACCAUUUGCGCUUCGGUCAUCGGCGGGGACUUCACUCGAUCCUACGGCGAAGCGAUGGCUGCCAAGCAGAGCCUUGGCAAGACUAUGGAAGAGGAGAAAGUGAAAGGUUUUGCUGAAAUCCUUGUAGCAAGAGACGUCGCUGAUGGCUUAUCAAACUUAGUCCAAACUGCUGGGUUAGGCGGUUUGAAACCUAACACAGUCAUAUUAGGCUGGCCUUAUGGAUGGAGACAAUCAGAAGACGAUCGUACUUGGCAGGUAUUUUUAGAAACGGUCCGAAACGUGACGGCUGCUCGCAUGGCUUUGCUGGUUCCUAAAGGAAUCAACUUUUUCCCGGACUCCACGGACAAGGUGUUUGGUAACAUUGAUAUUUGGUGGAUCGUUCAUGACGGUGGUUUGCUCAUGCUUCUGCCGUUCCUACUCAAGCAACACAGGACCUGGAAGAAUUGCAAGAUGCGCAUCUUCACCGUUGCUCAAAUGGAAGACAAUUCUAUUCAAAUGAAGAAGGACCUUAAAACUUUCUUGUAUCAUCUCAGAAUAGAAGCCGAAGUUGAAGUUGUGGAGAUGAUGGAUCACGAUAUAUCUGCUUACACGUACGAGAGGACCCUGAUGAUGGAACAACGAAAUCAGAUGUUGCGCGAGUUGCGUUUGAACAAACGAGAAAGCUUAGGCGUGAUGGAUCUGGCGGAUUUUAAUCAUUUAUCGACGGAGGAGAAGCUACCCUUGGUCCAGUCCAUCGUAGAUCAACAUCAUCCUAAUGUAGACACUAAAAUAGCCUCUAAAGUUCGAUUCCAAGAGCCCGGAUCCGAAGAAGAUAACAAAAACUCAGUAGAGCCUACUAAUGAGCCUAAAGCCGAUCAAAAGGAAGAUUGUGAUAACGUGAAAGAAAAAGACGAUUCCUCCGAGAAGGAGAAAGAAUGCUCCAAAGAACACAAUCACUCAAAUUCAGCCGUAGAAGAAGAUAGCAAAGCACCUCAAACCCCCGAUGAAGGAAACGUCCGUCGCAUGCAUACAGCCGUAAGACUAAACGAGGUGAUAGUGAAUCGUUCCCAUGAUGCUCAACUAGUUAUUUUGAAUUUGCCUGGACCGCCCAAAGAAACCAAAAUGGAACGAGAGUCAAAUUACAUGGAGUUUUUAGAGGUAUUAACAGAAGGAUUGGAGCGAGUCUUGAUGGUUCGCGGUGGAGGAAGAGAAGUCAUUACCAUUUAUUCGUAAUUUUCCUUCAAAGUAAAAUUCUUUCUCUGAAUUCAAAGUAAUCAAAGAACGUUAACUACCUAAUUUGAAUGAAAUUAUAAGUAACGAUGACGUAUAACAGUAUUUAAAGUUUAAAAUGAUAUAACAAAAUACACCAAUUAUUUAUUCUUCUUAAUGUCAUAGAUUAUAAUGAAACCGCUCGGGUUUUGUGAUUCUUAAAAACUAAUGUAACGUUUUCUCAAAUCAAAAUGCAACAAAAUAAAUGCUCAUUUUCCUACGUCAAAAAUAGCGAGAGAGCAAUGUUCGGUAGAUAUAUUAUAAGAAUAAUAUAAAAAUGUAGUAGAUUCAUUACACUAUCGUGUAAAUUUUGAAAUUUGUCCAAUCUCGUGAUACAUUUUCCCAAUUAUAUUACAAAAAUUUAUUUUACCCAUUAGUUACAACUUCUCCCUCGAUAACUAUUUUUGCUAAUCGUUUUUUAAAUGAACCUCAGAUAACCUAUUUUUAUUAUUUUAUUCCUCUAAUAUUUACCUAAUUUGCAAUGAAAUUUUAAUCGAAAAUUUUGUAAUAUAAAUCCCGAUAAAAUGAAUGAAACUUUAGAGACUGGACAAACACGACGUUCUUAUUAAAUUAUUUCGCAAUCUUUUGGAAAAUUACCUACCGAUUGGUCGUUUUCUUUAUUAAUUUUUGGAGAACUUAUUUUUGAUUUAAACAACUGUUAAUUUCAUCAGCUAUUAAGUCAUUGAUUUACAAGAAGUCUCCUAAAUAUGGUAGCAACAAAAAAUAUUUCUGAUUUCUAUUUAGAGCGAGCCUUACUUCAAAUGAAAUUAUAAUAGAGUAAAUUAUAAUCACUCUGUUGCAUAGUAGGUAUAACAUGCACAAAUAAUGAUUACGAAAAAAUUUCUCUAACUAUUACUUCGAACGUACAUACUUUAUCUGAUUUACUUUCGUGUUAUUGAUGUUAAUUGAAGAUAAGGUAAUGGAGGAAAAUUUGACUAAAUGUGCUAGGUUAAUAGUUACAAACUACUAUAAAAGCGGAGAUAAAUGAGAGUACAGCAAAAAAAAAACAUGAGCCUCAUUUCAUAUUAUAAUUGCAUUUAAUCGAAUACACCAAAUAUAUAGCAAUAAAUCGAGGUCGAUACCAUUUGGAAUUGGAUUCUAUACAACUAUUAAUUUUAGAUAUUUGUUCUUCCACAUAUUGUGUUUUUAGGUUGGUUUACAUACAUCAUUUUUUGUAAAUCUCUAGCUGAAUAGUACAUACAUUAGGUUACUUGUUUCGAUUCUUUUCUUUUAGGUGGUAAUUUAAAAUAGCGUUUUCGCUAAACAUAAAUAUAAGAAUUUUGAGCAAUAUUAACUUAAUGAAUAUUACUGUAUUAAAUGUCAAAUUAUGAGUGAUAGAACUAUAUUUAGUAAGUACUAUUGACGUGUUAUUCUACAUACAAUUUGCAAAUACUUCCGAAAAACUUUUUUACUAUACCUAACAUUCGAUAAAAGCGGUUCUUUUUUUCGAUGUACUUGCAAAUGUUGCGGAAGUUCAGGCAUGUCACAUAGGUUUUUAUCUUAUACUGUACAAUCUUUAUAUAUAAAACAAGACGGGGUACAAAAUUGUCUCCGUCCUUCUUAUAAGAGCACUCAUUUAAUCUCAAUCAGCUUGUCAGCGAGAAAUUAUUACAACAUAUCCUAUUUAGUAUUUCGAUUAAAAAUGUUACAGAUUCAGUAAUUCUCGUGAUUAAAGAAAAUCAGUAAAUAAUAAUGGGAUAGUAAGUGAUCUUAUUUUUUUUGAAUCAGUGCAAAGAGAAGGAAAAGGAAAGAUUUUUUUCUCUUGAAAUUUCUUGCCCGUAGGUUCCUGUUAAUUUUUGCGCCUGACAUUCUGAUUGAGUUGAUAUGAUUCUGUUUAUGAAAUGUCAUGUGGCAACGUCAUAUUUCUACAUAAUUAGAGACGUAUUUGCCAAAUCAUUGAAUGCCAAGGGGCGGCUUAACAUUAUAUCACAAAUUUCUUUUAACAAAUUCAUACUGAGUGAGUAAAAAUUGGAAAAACAAUCAGCCUUCUAUUUCCGAUAUCAAGAAAUGGUCGAGCUAAUUUAGUAAUAUCUCAGGACAUAAUAUACUAUUGUCAAUUUAUGUUGCGAAUUUGUAAACUCAUGUUGGUGGCAUAUUGAUUUUGUGAAUUCGCUGUGUAUUACAAAUUGUUACAUAAUUCAGUAUUUCAUCGUUUUAGUCGAUAAAUUUAGAUAAUCUUAUAUGGGAGUAAAUUAAAGGAUGAUAUUAUAAAAUAUGAUCACUAAAAAAAUUCACUGAUAUUUUACUGUGUUUUAAAUAUUUUAUCUUCAUGUUGAGUGAAAAUAUAAUUAAUAUAUUUUUGAUUGAAGAUCUUAUAAGUAAAAAUAUACUAUUAUCAAAUGUUUUAACUAUAUUAAUGAAUUACGAUUAUUGCAUUUUGAAAUUAACAAUUAUUAAUUGUUAUUAACAUACUAUAGAUUUAUCUUACGAUAUCAAAAAU
Phyllotreta striolata is the source of this 6276-nucleotide messenger RNA. The record is from the annotation of a GenBank genome assembly. Lineage: Eukaryota; Metazoa; Arthropoda; Insecta; Coleoptera; Chrysomelidae.